CUUGUGGACUCCCAAGCAGGAUACUUCGGGCACUGACGUGGGACCCUUGUCCUUGUACCGAUGAUGUCGUUGUUGGCAAGCCUCUCCUCCGCUGCUUGCUUUUCCAGCCCAUGUCUCCCUUUGGAAGUCGAAAGGGUCUUGCUUCAUACUGAUACCAAUUCUCCCCCAUCCGCUCUCAUAUCCUUAGAGCUCUUCGAAGCUCGUACAUACUGCUACACAUCUUGAACAAUCUAUCCCCUCCACCCGUCGUCCCUCGCAUCAAACAUCUGUGGCCAUCAUGUCUGAACCACAGCAAACACCCACCCCGGAGAAGACACCGGGAAACAAGAAACAAAGCAGGCCUGCCGCACCAGACCGCAGCAAUUCCGACACAUCAGCCGACGACCAAGGCUACGAGUCACGGUCCAGAUCUCAAUCCCGACGAAGGAGAAGACAGAACCAGCGAUCAAGGAAAGGAGAAGGCAAAGCCCAAGCCGGCAAUGCCUCAGCCCAGUCCAUGGCCGCCAUCGAUGAGGAUGACGAACCUCAACAGCAACUUCACAAGCAGCAACAACCACCUCAACAGCAACAACAGCAACAACUCACAAACCCCGAUCCACGCGACCUCACCGAAACACAACCCUUCGAGAGAAUAAAGCCUCCUUCCCAGUCCAUGGAUGGUCCCGUAACAUAUGCUCGCAUGCUGCGAGGCGAGAUCCCCUGGCGCGGCCCGCCUCCAAGUCAACCCCUCGAGAACGCCCAAGGCAUGGGCGCCCAAGGCGGCGGCCAGGAAAAAGACCCCAUGGACCAAGAUGGCUUGAAGCUGCGCAUCGAAUUGAACCUGGACAUUGAAAUCGAACUCAAGGCCAGCAUACACGGCGACCUGACGCUCGCGCUAUUGUAAGUACCCCAGACCCCUUGUGGCCUGUCCCGAAAAUCAAGUUACCCAAAGU
Messenger RNA from Exophiala viscosa, 932 nucleotides. RefSeq lists its product as uncharacterized. The transcript has 2 exons. Lineage: Eukaryota; Fungi; Ascomycota; Eurotiomycetes; Chaetothyriales; Herpotrichiellaceae. Bases 278 to 883 code for a protein of 201 amino acids. The record is from RefSeq and is a predicted model, not a curated record.